Molecule: messenger RNA, 3082 nt
Organism: Gasterosteus aculeatus aculeatus (three-spined stickleback)
Lineage: Eukaryota; Metazoa; Chordata; Actinopteri; Perciformes; Gasterosteidae
Gene: gpc1a
Product: glypican 1a
Biological process (GO): regulation of protein localization to membrane; negative regulation of fibroblast growth factor receptor signaling pathway; cell migration
Cellular component (GO): plasma membrane; synapse; cell surface
Molecular function (GO): fibroblast growth factor binding
Source: RefSeq, a predicted model, not a curated record
GAGGAGGAGGAGGAGGAGCGGGGUGUACCUGACCCUUACAGCCGCCCGUCGCAGCUCUCCUCCCGCAGAAGCGCACGGGACUUGUCCGCCACUGGUGCCUUUCUCUCUCUCCACGUGUCCGUGCGUCAGUGAACAGUUUGGACGCGGACCAGAGCUCCUCCUGACACAACCAGCACGCGUAACAAUAUAUAUCUAUAUUUACAUAUAUAUAUAGACAUAUAUAAGAGAACUCCUGCUUCAUUCCCUCGGAGCAGAAAUAUUCGGGAUUGUCUUGACGGACUGGGAGAAAACGGGGAGUACAUUCGGGAAGAUGCGUCUCCCGCUGCUCGUCUGUGUCUCGCUGUGUUUGUCCGUAGCACCGGGCCCGGUGUCCGGGGCGGACCGAACCUGCACCGACCUGCGGCAGCUCUACACCGGGAAAGGGUUCACUCUGGUGGAGGUCCCGCAGACCGAGAUCUCCGGUGAACAUCUGAGGAUGUGUCCUCAGGGUCCAACUUGUUGUACAAGCACCAUGGAGGAAAACCUGGGCAGCCUGAGCGCCAAAGAGACCGAGGGACUGAUCAGAGAGGCCGGCAGGUCCCUGCAGGCUGCCUUCAACGCUCUCCACAGGGGCUUCGACACCUAUUUCACCGAGCUGCACGGCAACUCUGAGCGCUCCCUCCUGGAGACCCUGUCUCCUCUCGGCCCUCUGUACUCCCAGAACACUCGUCUCUACGGAGAUCUCUACGCGGACCUGCGACAGUACUACCGGGGCUCCGCCCUCAACCUGGACGAGACUCUGUCUGAGUUCUGGUCCCGCCUCCUGGAGCGCACCUUUAAAAUCUCCACUCCUUCGGAGGUCAGCCUGUCAGAGGACUACCUUGAUUGUGUUGCUAAGCAACAGGAGACGCUGCGGCCAUUUGGAGAUGUCCCACGGGACAUGAAGGCGAAGCUGAUCCGGGCUUUUGUCACAGCCAGGUCAUUUGUCCAGGGCCUGAUCGUCAGCGGAGAGGUGGUCAGGAAGGUCUCACAGGUUCACCUAAGCCCAGAGUGCAUGAAGGCCCUGAUGAAGCUGGUUUACUGCCCCCACUGUCGCGGCAUGGCCUCGGUCAAACCCUGCUCCAACUACUGCUCCAACGUCAUGAAGGGCUGCCUGGCCAACCAAGCGGACCUGAACCCAGAGUGGCAGAAUCUGAUUGACACUAUGUUCCAGGUGGCCUCUAGUUUCAGCACGGAGCCCAGUCUCGACGUGGUUCUCUCCUCCAUCCCCGCCCGGAUCUAUGAGGCUGUUCACUUCCUGCAGGAAAACAUGGACACCUUCACAGCAAGAGUGUACCAGACAUGCGGAACUCCAGGUGAAGAAGGAACAGGAAGUCCCGCUCUUCAUGAGCAGAGGAAGAAGAGCAGCUCCCUGACCGCAUCCGGGUACAAACCCUCGCCAACCGCUGGGCUCAGAUUGGAGAUGCAGGUGUCAGAUCUGUCCAGUAAGUUGAGGGAGAUGCGGCAGUACUGGACCCAGCUCCCUGUGGCACUUUGCAGCAAAUUGGCAGCAGGAGGUGCUGGUCAGGAUAAAUGCUGGAACGGCAUCACCAAAGCCAGGUACCUUCCAGAGGUGAUGGGUGACGGCUUGGCCAAUCAGAUCAACAACCCAGAAGUGGAGCUCGACAUCACAAAGCCAGACAUGACCAUCCGGCAGCAGAUCAUGCAACUCAAAAUCAUGAGCAACAGGCUGAAAAACGCACUGGAUGGCAACGACGUGGACUUCCAGGACGCAAGUGACGACAUCAGCGGCUCGGGAAGCGGAAUGUGCACAGGGGGUCAGUGUCCUCGCAACAGGCCGGGAUUGUACGCCUUCCCGCCAGACAACAACCGGGUCAGAGGCGCAGCAGCCACUCCUCAAAGCGGCCUCCUGCUGCUGCUCCUCCCACUCGCCACCCUGCUGUUCCAGCGGUGAUGCACCGCCGCUGGCCCCGAUCCUAAGUCUCCAAAGUCUAGAGGAAGGCUGAACGACGGGACGGACCGAAAAGGGGUUUGGUGGGGUGGGAAAGACUAGUACGUAACUUUUGCCAAAAAAAUGAAAACGACGUGAUGGGGAAUGAAUGCACAGCAUUUUCUUUGAGCAAGAGGAUCAAAGCUUGACAGUGACAGUUUUAAUGUCUCAGUGAGGGUGUGAUUCAGUUUGUUGAGCUGGUUUCAAUGGAUUGUUGGAAGAAGGUGGAGACGAAGACAGAGAGAAUGAUGGCUGUGGUUGAUGUUGAAGAUAAUAUUGAUUUAUUAACACUCUAUCAGGUCCUUUUAGCUCCAGUUUCCAGGCACAGCUCAGUGAAAAAUGAUUAGUUCCCUGAUACGUGGUGCGUUCAACAAGGCUUGUUUUUUUUUAACUCAAGUCAAAGUCGAAUACCUUUUCAAACAUUGUGUAAGUUAUAAAUGUGUGUGUACAUUAGCUAAAAGACUGGCACCAUAUUGAGCCAUGAAUGUACAGUGUAAUACUAUAUCGGCAAUGAAUCUCCUCAUAACCUGUGAUGUAGUCGUCCAAAUGUUUCGGUGUGUGUUGGCGUAAACAGAUUGCAGAUAAACGAUGACGUUCCUGAAACCUUCUAACAAUUCAUCACCUUCGGAAAGACGCGAGCAGUGUGGUGAAAAGCACUAUUUAACAAGCACAGAUGCUCAGUGUCCAUCCGUUUCAUGACACACUGAUGCCACGCACAGGGAUCCUUGUUGAACGCACACCUGCAUUAAACACCUUUAAAUGAAGUCCAAGCAACGCAGCGGCUGAUACACGGUAAGUCAAACCAAAGCACUUGUUACACUGAACACUUUUUUAGUUUAAAAACUGGCAGUGUCCUACGUUGAACCCUUUCUUGUAACCGCACACGUCAAAGAAGAAAGCAGAAGAGGAAAUGUGGAGAAUAUUGACGUCAUGUGUACGUUUGCCUGGUGAUGCAUCUUUUACUCGGCAUGCCUUUCUUGCCGUCUACACUGCUCUACCGGUGCACAUGGGACUCCUGAUUCGCUGGGGUUGUGUAUGAAGCAGAUUUUUAUUCAUCCGUGUAUUGAAUCACACAUUUCAUUCAUUAAACUCUGUUUGAUUGUUGCAAUGGAA